Messenger RNA from Purpureocillium lilacinum, 1329 nucleotides. The record is from RefSeq and is a predicted model, not a curated record. NCBI's taxonomy places the organism in Eukaryota, Fungi, Ascomycota, Sordariomycetes, Hypocreales, Ophiocordycipitaceae.
AUGAUGCGCCACGGCCAAUUCAGGAGCGUAUUGAAGGGCGCUCUGGCUUCUUGCCCGAGGGCUCAGCAGCAUACCUUCCACACAUCAUGGAAACCCGCAGUUCAGCCCUCGGCCUCACAGCCUCAUGGCGCCCGCUGGAAUGGCUUCCGUCAACAUCACUCCACGACGACACGGUCCAGCGCACAGUCUACCCCCAAGCAAGCAAGAGCCUUCCCUCCGCUCUUGAUCGUCGGUCUCCUCCUCGGCGGCACCGUCUACUACCUCGCCACACCCCCCGCCAAGCCCAAGACGCUCAACAGCGAAACCUUCAUCCCCUACACCAUCACCGCCCGCGAGGCCAUCUCGCCCACCUCCGUCGUCCUCACCAUCGCGCCGCACGUCCGGGACCCCUCCCCGCCGUACCUGCAGCCCGGUGCGACCCCCUCCCGCUGGAAGCACCCGCUCUGGUCCGUCGAGUUCAAGCAGCCUGAGGUGCAGAUCGCGCGGCACUACACCCCGCUGCCGCCCCUCCAGGCAGACACCGACGAUGAGGCACGUGACGGAACGCUGCGCUUCUACGUGCGCGCCGUGGGCGGUGGCGAGAUGUCAAAUUACCUGAGCCGUCUCGGCGUUGGGCGGGACGUCUGGCUGAGGGGUCCGCACGCGGGGUUCGAUGUCCUGCCGAGGCUGGGCAGCUGCAGGCGCGUCGUCUUCCUCGCUGGUGGGACGGGCCUUGUGCCGGGCAUGCAGGCCGCGAGUGCUGUUCUUGAUCAAAGUGACGACGCAAAGGUGAGCUUGCUCUGGGCGGUGAGGAGGAGGGAGGAGGUGCAGGCCGCCGCUGCGCCCCCGACGGCAGCCCCGUCGUGGCAACUCUGGACGUCCAAGAGCCCGACGGAGCUACGCGCCGAUAUGGAGAAGCCGAGCCACAUCGCGGCGCACCUCACGGAGAUGAAGGCCAAGUAUGGCGACCGGCUGGAUGUACGCGUGGCCGUCGACGAGGAGGGCACAAAAUUCCGCGACAGCGACAUCCGCAAAGCACUACUCGCCGGUCCUUCAGCCACGGAACACAGCUCAGGGUCGGGAUGCCGACUCCACGAUCAGCGGCUGCACGAGCAUGCAUCCGAGUUUGAGACGCCCGGAGCGGCAUGUCAGUGCCCCGACUCCGGGGACGCCAAAGCGGGCAAGAAUCUCCUCAUGGUCUCCGGCCCGGAUGGCUUCAUUGCGCACUACGCCGGCCCCAAGGUCUGGCUGGGUGGCACGCUCACGCAGGGGCCCGUGGGCGGUGUCGCGGCUGAGCUCCAGAGGCGGGAUGGGAAGCUAGCGAGUGACUGGCUUGUACUAAAGCUGUGA